Messenger RNA from Phytophthora sojae, 228 nucleotides. RefSeq lists its product as hypothetical. The transcript has a single exon. The coding region runs from base 1 to 228 and encodes 75 amino acids. Lineage: Eukaryota; Oomycota; Peronosporomycetes; Peronosporales; Peronosporaceae. The record is from RefSeq and is a predicted model, not a curated record.
AUGCCCUCAUCAAACGCAAUUCGCGGUCCCACCGUCAUUCCACUCCUGAAGCUCUUAUUGAUCGCAUCGGCGACUGGUUUGAUCUUCCACGUCAUUACUCGUCGCGCCUCCGGAGCGUCGUUGCUACUGAAGUGUAGAUACCGAAUGAUUUCUUCAAACCGAUGGCGGGCCAUAUACUUGCCAAAGGUGCCUUUUGGGACGGCACCAUGCGCGUUCGUAGCCCAGUGA